Molecule: messenger RNA, 1653 nt
Organism: Ctenocephalides felis (cat flea)
Lineage: Eukaryota; Metazoa; Arthropoda; Insecta; Siphonaptera; Pulicidae
Gene: Ing3
Product: inhibitor of growth protein 3
Exons: 8
Coding region: 136-1413 (425 amino acids)
Biological process (GO): regulation of DNA-templated transcription
Cellular component (GO): NuA4 histone acetyltransferase complex
Source: RefSeq, a predicted model, not a curated record
GAGUCUCAGUGAUAUACGAAAGUCUACAUUAUCUUGACUGUUGUAAAUUUACAUAUAAGAAUAUAAAACGUUUUGUGUAAAAUAGUUUGGGGUCUCAAAAUGUAAUAACAUUUUGUCAUACUGCAUAAAUGCAGUAUGCACCUCAGAAAAAUGAUAAUGUGUCGGAAGAAACGUGCGACAGAAGAUUAUAAUUUGAUAGAACAUUUACCUCAAGAACUACGAGAUCGAUUUACAGAAAUGCGAGAAAUGGAUCUAACUGUACAAAAUAAUAUUGAUUCAUUAGAAAAGCGUGUUAAGAAUUUCUUUGGAGGAUGUAGAAGGGGAGAAUUUGUUGGUCAACAAGCCGAUAAUGAGUUUUCUAUAAUUCGGAGAGAUUAUUAUCAUGCAUUGGAAGAUGCUGAUGAAAAGGUUCAAUUAGCCAAUCAAAUGUAUGAUCUAGUGGAAAAAUACCUGCGUAAACUUGAUAGUGAACUACAUAAAUUUAAAUGUGAGCUGGAGGCCGAUCAUAAUGGAAUUACUGAAGUACUUGAAAAACGUUCUUUGGAACUUGAUGUACCACAGCAGUUGCCAUCAAAUCCACAAAAAGAAAACAGAUACAGGCCUCGUGCUGAAAAAAGACGUGAUAGCACUUCGUCAGUUAGAGCUGAUUGUAUGCCUUUAGAGAAAAGACAUUCUAGUCAUGCUACAUCUUCGCCAGCAUCAUCGCAAAGUAAUAUAGCUGCCAUUCAGAACUCUACUCCUGGUUCAAGUUCCACUGGAUAUACUCUUCAACAUAUUGGUGCAGGCAACGCAAUUGCAGCUGCUGCUAGCCAAGCUAUUACAGCAACUCAGCAGAUGCAACAGGGCAGAAGAACAGCCUCUUUAAAAGCAUCUUAUGAAGCUGCAAUUCAUUUAGGCACUUCUGGAGGGGCUACUAGUGGACAUGAACUGCUAAUUGGAAGAGAUUUGGCGGGUGCUGCUCAAACAGCAUUACAAGCUGUUGAGAGAGAAGGGACCACAGGCCACCGCAGACAAAAAAAGAAGUACAACAAUAAUUCUUCUAUUUCCCAUUCAAUAAUUGGUGGAACAUCCCAUUCAAACAGUUCGAUGGGAUCUGCUGGUUCUUCAUCUGGUAUUGCACCCAUAAAUAAUACACAUACACAUGCUGUUGAAUCUGUUGAUAAUGGUACAGAGGUUGAUGAUGCAGCUGCUUUAGACGCAAAUCAAGAAGAGUGGACAUAUGACCCUAAUGAGCCUAAAUAUUGCCUCUGUAAUCAAGUAUCCUAUGGAGAUAUGGUCGCUUGUGAUAAUGAAGAUUGCCCAUUUGAAUGGUUCCAUUAUCCAUGUGUUGGAAUUGAAGCACCUCCUAAAGGUAAAUGGUAUUGUCCACAAUGUAUAUCGUCAAUGCGGAGAAGAGGUUCAAGGAAAGCUUGAACUGGUGUGUACAUACUUGUAUAUAAAAAUCUAUUUUUUGUGUAACUUUUAUUUUUCGAAUAUGAACUUUUUUAUCUACAUAUUUUCUUUACACAAUAUAUUCAUAAUUGUAUUAUUUGACUUUUAAUAAGGUAUUGUGUAACAUUUUAUAGGAUGUAGGAAUUGCAAAUUAUUUAGUUUUGUAAUAUUAACCAUGUGAAUUAAGUUUUAUAAAUUUUGAAAAUAAUUAAUUUUAUGAUU